Manis javanica (Malayan pangolin) is the source of this 2472-nucleotide messenger RNA. It is a transcript of the gene GDPD1, whose product is annotated as glycerophosphodiester phosphodiesterase domain containing 1. Gene Ontology annotation, cellular component: endoplasmic reticulum membrane. Gene Ontology annotation, molecular function: phosphatidylcholine lysophospholipase A1 activity; phosphoric diester hydrolase activity. The record is from RefSeq and is a predicted model, not a curated record. Gene Ontology annotation, biological process: glycerophospholipid catabolic process; N-acylethanolamine metabolic process. NCBI's taxonomy places the organism in Eukaryota, Metazoa, Chordata, Mammalia, Pholidota, Manidae.
ACCUAGAGCCGCCGUCGCCGCCGUUGCGACCGCCGCAGCGGAGUUCAGAGGGCCCGGAGGUGGGAGACUUCCCGCACGGUGGCGGAGAUGUCGUCCACCGCGGUCUUCUACCUUCUCUCCACCCUGGGAGGGUACUUGGUAACCUCGUUUUUGUUGCUCAAAUACCCGACCUUGCUGCACCCGAGAAAGAAGCAGAGAUUCCUCAGUAAACACAUCUCUCACCGCGGAGGUGCUGGUGAAAAUUUGGAGAACACAAUGGCAGCUUUUCAGCAUGCAGUUACAAUUGGAACUGAUAUGCUGGAAUUGGACUGCCAUAUCACGAAAGAUGAACAAGUUGUAGUGUCUCAUGAUGAGAAUCUAAAGAGAUCAACUGGGGUCAAUGUAAACAUCUCUGAUCUCAAGUACUGUGAACUCCCACCUUACCUUGGCAAAUUGGAUGUCACAUUUCAAAGAGCAUGCCAAUGUGAAGGAAAAGAUAACCGAAUCCCAUUACUGAAGGAAGUUUUUGAGGCCUUUCCUAACACUCCCAUUAACAUCGAUAUCAAAGUCAACAACAAUGUGCUGAUUAAGAAGGUUUCAGAGUUGGUGAAGCAGUACAGACGAGAACACAUAACGGUGUGGGGUAAUGCCAGUUAUGAAAUUGUAGAAAAGUGCUACAAAGAGAACUCAGAUAUUCCUAUACUUUUCAGUGUGCAACGUGUUUUGCUUGUUCUUGGCCUGUUCUUCACUGGUCUCUUGCCGUUUGUGCCUAUUCGAGAACAGUUUUUUGAAAUCCCAAUGCCUUCUAUCAUAUUGAAGCUGAAAGAACCACACACCGUGUCCAGAAGUCAGAAAUUUCUCAUCUGGCUUUCUGAUACUUUACUAAUGAGAAAAGCUUUGUUUGACCACCUGACUGCCCGAGGCAUUCAGGUGUAUAUUUGGGUGUUAAAUGAAGAACAAGAAUAUCAAAGAGCUUUUGAUUUGGGAGCAACUGGGGUGAUGACAGACUAUCCAACAAAGCUUAAGGGUUUUUUACAUAAUUUGUCAACAUAAAAAAGGAGAUACUCAAAAACAGUCAAAGAAAACAUGAAAAGACCUAAGGAAAAAAAAUUUGCCAUCAUUCCCCUAAGCCAUUUCCAGAAUGGUAAAGGUUUAAUCAGUUAAGUUUUUAUUACCUCAUUUUUAAGCCUGUCUGAGAAUGUAGAAAAUAUAUAUUGUAUAUUUAUUUUAAACAAUAUUGCAUAUUCUACAUUUGUAUAUUGGUUAGAAAGAUAACUGGUUAUGAGAUGUAAGUGGACUAUUGAUCAAGAUGUCUGUAUAUGAUGCAGUAUUCUGUUAUGAGUAAUUCUAAAAUCAAAGACUACUGGAUAGAUUUGACAUUAGCCUUCACUGGAAUAAGAUAACCAAUUAGUAAAAGAAAAUUAUUGAAGUCCAUUACAGCUAUUCUGAGUUGUCUUGUUGUUUCUGGGCACAUCUUAGUUAAAGGGAAAAAGUACAGUGGAAGGAGAGCUUGGAAAUCAGGGCUGUAGUUAUCUGACAAGUUGUGCAUUAUUAACAGAAGGCAGACUCAAAGAUUUAACUGAAGAUUUCUUGAUCAGAAAUAAAAUCUGUAAACUAAAUUAGAUUUCUUGGUUGCUGCUGUUAAUGGGGACAUUUUAUUUGGAAUCUUUUUCAGGUGUGUAACUAUGCUACCAUGUAUUUUUGUUUUUUGUAAACAUUAAAAUUGGAUUUAUUAAUAACUUAAGACAAAAGCCAAACAGUCAUAUUUCUAUGUUUCCUCUAAAGAAAUGUAAAUUUACCAUUUUUGGCAAUGACUAACAGGUUGGGCACACAUCUAGAUUUUAAAUAAGAUCUUGAAUACUCCUGAUCACAUGAAACUUAUGAAAAUGCAUAUCAUUGUUUCUAAUACUUAGAGUAUGAACCAUCUGUUCCUGAUCUUCAAGAAUUUAUUCUUCGAGUAUUAAGUGGAAACAGGAUUUCCUAAAGCUUUAGACAUCACUUUCUCAGCUUUCCUGGUGAUUUCAUGUAAAUCUGUUUUUAAUCAUUUUGACUAAUUUUCAUUAUCACUUUGGGAGGUAAAUAAAAUCUGGAAUAAUAAGUGUCUUUUACCUAGAAAGCAUCUGUCAUUUUGAGUUUGGUAGCUAACAGCGAUGAAGGGUGAUCAUACUCUCCCACCUGUCCCUGAAUGACAUAAAUAACAUUUGGUUUUUUUGUUCUUUAAAUGGAAAUAAAGUUUUACAAGAACGAAAUAAAGGUUACUCAUUGUUUUUUUGCAGCUGUAAUCCAAAUAUGCUUUAUAGAUUUUUUUUUUUGCAGAAGUUAAUGAGGUGAUGAAUUAAUAAUAUGAGUUAACUGUACCUGAGAUUUCUCUCCAGCAUAAGGAAAAUAAAAUAUAGAAACACUUUUAUGGUAAAGAAGUUGCUUCUUGGCAUUUGAACAAAUAACUUGGGCAGGUAAUCCAUUACAUCAGUCAUUUUCACUUUCACUUACUGU